Molecule: messenger RNA, 1203 nt
Organism: Nothobranchius furzeri (turquoise killifish)
Lineage: Eukaryota; Metazoa; Chordata; Actinopteri; Cyprinodontiformes; Nothobranchiidae
Gene: mrpl39
Product: mitochondrial ribosomal protein L39
Cellular component (GO): mitochondrion
Molecular function (GO): nucleotide binding; RNA binding
Source: RefSeq, a predicted model, not a curated record
UUCUAAUUUGCGACCCGGACCUAAAUAUGCGUUGCACAAGAAACAUGCAUGGCGUCCUUCAGCUCUAGGCGUUUUUAGCAAGACGCUUCUUCUGUUUAGGGUUCUUUGCCUGUUUAAACUUUAGUUAUUUUCAUUUAUAUGUAGAAAUAUUCUUUAAGAAUGACAACAGGAGCCGUUUGUCGAUUUUUCCAGCGACGUUUCGCGUCUGCUGCUGCAGCUCUUCGUCCUUCCCCUGCAGAGAUACGCAGCCACAGAAAUGCCCUGUUCUCCAGAGAACAGGCCAGGCAGAGAGCUCUGUACCCUCGCAUAGAGAAGAUCGAGGUAUCCAUGCAGGGCCCGGGGCUGGACGGCACGCUGCUCAUCAUGAACAAAGGGAUGUCCACGCCGCUCAGCUGCGCCAGACAUCUGACAGAGCAUCAUGUGAAUAAUUCAGCUCUGGCGCUGGUGGACGGGGACCUGUGGCCUCUCCACCAGCCCCUCACCCACUCCUGCUCCCUCACCCUGCUCACGUUCAAAGACAACGACCCGACUCUCGUCAACGAGGCAUACUGGCGUUCCUGCUCCGCCCUGCUUGGACAGGUUCUGGAGACGGCGUUUAAAGACGAUUACACGGUGGAGCUCCUCAGCACUGCAGAAGUACCUGUUACUUCAGGGGCUUUCUGCUGUGAUGUUGUCCUCGACCCCCAGCUGGACUCCUGGACACCCUCUGAGGAGUCGCUGCGUUCUCUUACCAAAGGCGCCCAUCAGCUGAUCCAUCAGGACCUGGCCUGGGAGCCAUUGGAGGUGGCGCCCUCUGUGGCUUUGGAGGUCUUCUCACACAGCAGGUGUAAACAGGAGGAAGUAGAACAAAGAGCAUCGCAAAGUCCCAAAGGCACGCUGAUGCUCUACAGAUGUGGUGAUCAUGUGCUGCUGGCGGGGGGCCCCCUGGUGGCCAGAACGGGUCAAUGCUCCCAGUAUGAGGUGACAGCUUUCCACAGCCUGGGGCAGGGGCGCUGGGGGCACCGUCGGAGAGCACAGGGCCUCUCUCUGCCUCUGCAGCUACAGGCUCAUCACACCGUUUGGAGAAAAUUGAGACAACGGGCUCAGAAACUGGUGGAUGUGCCUGGAUGUGAAGAACCAUCAUCCUCUUCCUCCGAGUCAACCCAGUAACGGUUUUACUCACUUUAGCUGGAUGUUCAAUAAAUGUUAAAGAUGUGCAACCAA